AUGUGGGAAUUUACAUCUGAAAUUCCACCAUUUAAUAAUAAAGCACAUGAUCUUCAACUUGCUUUAAGUAUUUGUAAAGGUGAACGUCUUGAAAUUAUUGGAAAUACUCCACAAUGUUAUAUAGAUUUAAUGAAAAAAUGCUGGAAUGAAAAUCCAUUAAAAAGGCCAUCUUCUAAAGAAGUUUUAGAUAUUAUUAAAAAUUGGAUUAUUCGUCCUUUGGGUGGAGAUAUUAAUGAAGAAUUGAAAAGCAAUAUUAUGGAAUUUAUAAAUGCACCAAUUGAGCAUAAUAAUCUUAUUGUAGAAUCUCAUCCAAAAGCAUGCUAUACAAGUCAUUUACUUGAUUUUACUAGUAAAGAAUUAAAUGAACUUUUAAUUCUAGAAGAUCCUCGGGAAUUAAUUGAACUAAAACAAAAAUAUCAAAGUUCUCAUAAUGAAUUACAAAAUAUUCAAAUGGAAUUAACUUUACAAAAUGAAGAAUUUGCAAAAAAAGAAA
Messenger RNA from Rhizophagus irregularis DAOM 181602=DAOM 197198, 493 nucleotides. Lineage: Eukaryota; Fungi; Glomeromycota; Glomeromycetes; Glomerales; Glomeraceae. The record is from RefSeq and is a predicted model, not a curated record.